GUGCGGACGCAGAGAAAGAGUUUUGAUCGGGAGAUGGUGGAAAAUUAUCCGCACCCCUGAAUCUAGGUUUUGUUUUUUCGGUAGUGCCUGUAUCUAGGGCUUGUACUUUCAUUAAAGACUUUAUUUUUUCGGAAAAUGUUGAAUUAGAAUUAAUCAUAAAUGAUAUGAUUUUUCCGAUCAUUCCAUUACAAGCUUCCUGCUGUGGCGUCAUUGAAUGAUCAUGUUGUAAUGGGUAGGGAGGAGGAAGAAUAACGAGAAGAAGUUGAUUUCUAGCAGCUCAAUUUUUGUUUUAUGUUUUGUAAAAUAACAACUAAUGGGUGUUUCGGUGGAUUUUUUUUAAUGUUCUUAUUCCUGUGCUGUCGGAAAUGUGUGCUCAUUUUUUAUACUUAAGUUGCUUGUGAGAUCUGUAUGCAUCAGUUUUAUCGAAUGUAAUUUGAUUUUCUCUGUACUUCUAUUCCACUGUUGUCACAAUAAUGACAGUUGAAAAUGGUAUGAAAAAAAAUAGAAUUUUCCUACCAGGAUGGGUAGUGUCACUUAAAUUCUUUUUGCCAUUUGGGAGCGGAGCUCUGCUGGAAUCUAUAUGUGUAUCGGAUAGACCCAAGUGCUGUUGAGUUUGCACAAAAUGGGUUUGCUACUAAAAACUUUUUCUGCAUAAUAAUCGAUCUCUGCAUUGCUGUGAUGGAUAAGACUUUUCUUUUAACUUAAUUUGUGUGAUAUGGUUUUCCAAUACAUAAGCUGGACAAUUCGGGUUUUAUAAGCAUUCAGUUAUAUAAAUUAGUAAUUUUUUACAAUAUCUUUUAUGGUCAACCCCAUUUGUUAGCAUGAACAGAUUUCUUUUGGUGUUUUUUUUUCCCUACCAAUGAGAAAGAACUGAAAUGGAGGCUAUGCAUGCGCCUUUAAGUCCUGUAUUCAUGCAUAGUAACCAAACUUGUUCCCAUAGGUUAAUUGACAUUUAGUUAAAUAUAGAAAGAAAGAAAGAAAGAAAGAAGGUUGUUCACUUAUUCCCCAAAAUCUGAUGUGCUUAACUCUAAAAAAACAAUUCUAAAAUUAAAUUACCCACUUGUACCGGUGAAUCUCUAAGGUUGAAAUGUCUUGAAUCUGGUCUUUUUAUCAGAUGUAUCUUGAUGUAUAAGUGAAAUGCUUGGUUGGAGUCAAUGGAAGAAGAAGAAGAAGAUCAAAUUUUGUUAAGCACUUUGGGUGUUGCAUCGGCAAAUCCUGAAGACAUUGAAAGAGACUUAUUAGCUGAGCAGGCAAGAAGCAAUGUUGGGAAUGACAGUGAAGAUGGAGGAAACACCAAGGAACAACAUUUUGACAAAAAUUUACAAUCAUCAUCAACUGGCCAAGCAAAACUCUAUAGUAAGUUGAGGGCUGUAGAAAUUGAAAUAGAAGCUGUUGCAUCUACUGUUGAACAAGUGAAAGAUGUUGCAAGAAACGAAGUCCACAGCACUACUGCAAAUGACAGAAGGGGAGAAGGAGAUGCAAUAGAUGAUAAAAUUGUUUCUCAGAAGUCUUCUAGUGGUUUGACCCUUCAGCAUGCCCUAGUCGCUGAUCGACUAAGAAGCCUUAAGAAAACAAAGGCUCAACUUGAAAAAGAACUUUCAGAGUUCUGUAAUGACAAUCCUUCUGAAGGCAUUGAGCAUGAUAGCUUGUUACAAACUCUGGUAAGAGAGGAGCCAGCACCCAAGAGAAAGUUAAAAGAAGUUCAGAAAUCAAGCAAAAAUUUUAAAAAGCGGAAGAAAGUUGUUUCAUUUGCAGAAGAUGUUGAUUUUGAUUCAGCGUUGGAUGCCGCUUCUGCUGGAUUUGUUGAAACUGAAAGAGAUGAGUUAGUUCGGAAAGGAAUUUUAACUCCUUUCCAUAAGCUGAAGGGCUUCGAACGCUGUCUUCAGCAACCCGUGCAAUCUAAUAGGCAGAAUUUACCCAAAGAAGAAGAUGAAAUUGAUCAAACUACGUCUGCUAGCAUUGCUAGAGCUGUGCAAUCAAUAUCUGAGGCUGCACAGGCUCGACCAACAACCAAGCUGCUUGAUGCAGAAGCUGCACCUAGACUUGAAGCACCUGCCUGCCCUUUUCACAGGCUAAAAAAACCAACAAAAGUUUCCCUGUCCCCAGAAAGUGAGACAGAGAAGAAAAAAGCUGGAAAAGGGAAAAAGAAAAGGCCUAUACCUGGCAGGAAAUGGAGAAAAUUGUCAUCUCGUGAAGAAAAAUCUUCAGAAGAAAGUGAAUAUGGAAGGGAUAACUUGAUUGGUAAUGAAGAAGAAAACCAAGAGGCUGUUGCUGUUGAAGAUGCUGAACAUCAUUUUGUAACACUUGAAGGUGGGCUGAAAAUUCCAGAAACCAUUUUUAGCAAACUAUUUGACUACCAAAAGGUGGGUGUACAGUGGCUAUGGGAACUGCACUGUCAAAGAGCUGGUGGAAUUAUUGGAGAUGAAAUGGGUCUUGGUAAGACUGUCCAGGUUUUAUCUUUCCUUGGAGCAUUGCAUUUCAGUAAUAUGUACAAACCAAGUAUAAUUGUUUGCCCUGUCACGCUCUUGCGACAAUGGAAAAGGGAAGCACAAAAAUGGUACCCAAGAUUUUGUGUGGAGAUGCUACAUGAUUCAGCUCAGGAUUUUCCUAGCAAAAAGAAGCAAGCCAAAACAUAUGAUAGUGAUUAUGAAAGUGAUGAGUCACUCAACAGUGAUACUGAAGGAAAUCUAUCUUCUAAGCACACGAAAAAAUGGGAUUCUUUGAUAAAUCGAGUGUUGGGAUCAGACUCUGGUUUGCUUAUCACUACGUAUGAGCAACUUCGGCUGCUUGGGGGAAAACUGCUUGACAUGGAAUGGGGUUAUGCAGUAUUGGAUGAAGGACAUCGAAUUCGAAAUCCAAAUGCAGAAGUUACUCUAGUUUGCAAACAGCUACAGACAGUUCACCGAAUAAUAAUGACUGGUGCGCCAAUUCAGAACAAGCUCACUGAGCUUUGGUCAUUGUUUGAUUUUGUUUUCCCUGGAAAGUUGGGGGUAUUGCCUGUAUUUGAGGCAGAAUUUUCUGUUCCUAUAUCUGUUGGUGGCUAUGCUAAUGCUUCACCAUUGCAAGUCUCCACUGCUUACAGGUGCGCAGUGGUCCUACGUGACUUGAUUAUGCCUUACCUGCUCCGGCGCAUGAAGGCUGAUGUGAAUGCCCAACUUCCGAAGAAGACUGAACAUGUCCUGUUCUGCAGCCUUACUGCUGAGCAGCGAUCUGUAUAUAGGGCAUUUCUUGCUAGUUCUGAGGUGGAACAGAUAUUUGAUGGAAAUAGAAACUCUCUUUAUGGAAUUGAUGUCAUGCGUAAGAUUUGUAACCACCCUGAUCUGCUUGAGAGAGAACACUCCUUCCAGAAUCCAGACUAUGGAAAUCCUGAACGCAGUGGAAAAAUGAAAGUUGUUGACCAAGUGCUUAAGAUGUGGAAGGAACAGGGCCACCGUGUUCUUCUUUUUGCACAAACUCAGCAAAUGCUUGAUAUUCUUGAGGGUUUUCUGACUGCUGGUGACUAUAAUUAUCGAAGAAUGGAUGGUCGAACACCCAUAAAACAAAGAAUGGCCUUGAUAGAUGAAUUCAAUGACUCAAAUGAGGUGUUCAUUUUCAUUUUAACAACCAAGGUUGGUGGUUUGGGGACAAAUCUAACUGGUGCGAACAGGGUAAUAAUCUUCGACCCUGAUUGGAACCCAUCAACGGACAUGCAGGCUAGGGAACGUGCUUGGCGCAUUGGUCAGACACGGGAUGUAACAGUUUAUAGAUUGAUCACCCGUGGAACUAUAGAGGAGAAGGUGUACCACCGGCAGAUUUACAAACAUUAUCUUACAAAUAAGAUAUUGAAGAACCCACAACAGAGAAGGUUCUUUAAAGCCCGGGAUAUGAAGGAUCUCUUCACUUUGAAUGAUGAUGGUGAGGGUGGUUCCACUGAAACAUCAAACAUUUUUAGUCAAUUGUCGGAAGAUGUAACUGUUGUGGGCAUGCAAAAAGACAACCAGGAUAAGCAGAAAUCUCGCAAAGUGGCAGCAAGACAUGCUGAUGAUGCUGUGGUUGACAAAAUCAACUCAAAUGCUAAAGCAUGCAGAAGGAAGGGGAAAGAAAAGGCUGAUCAGACUGAAGGUGAAGUAGAUGAUGAAACCAAUAUUUUGAAGAAUCUUUUUGAUGCUCAUGGCAUACAUAGUGCCAUGAACCAUGAUGUUAUCAUGAAUGCACAUGAUGGAGAGAGAAUGAGGCUCGAGGAGCAGGCCUCCCAAGUUGCACAAAGAGCAGCAGAAGCACUGCGCCAGUCACGACUGCUUCGAAGUCGAGACAGUAUAUCUGUCCCAACAUGGACAGGGAAAUGCGGAGCUGCUGGUGCUCCAUCUGUUCACCGCAAGUUCGGCUCAGCUGUGAACACCCAGCUGAUUGUCAAGUCUAAAACAUCAGAAGUUUUGUCCAGUGAUGGAGCAUCCAAACCAAACGCAUUUGCUGCUGGGGCGUCAGCUGGAAAGGCUUUAUCUUCAGCUGAAUUACUUGCUAAAAUUCGAGGGAACCAAGAAAGAGCAGUUGGUGAUGGUCUUGAACAUCAAUUUGGCUUGGCUACACCUUCCACUCACGAAACAAAAUCAGCCAAUACCAAACCUUCUAGAUCACCCCACAAGAUAUCUAGAGUGCCGCCCGAAGUACUGAUUCGCCAGAUCUGUACGUUCAUACAACAAAGAGGUGGGCGUACCACUUCGGCCAGCAUAGUGCAGCACUUCAAGGACAGGAUAGCCCCAGAUGCUCUUCCCUUGUUUAAGAAUCUUUUGAAGGAAAUAGCCACACUAGAGAAAGACCCAAAUGGGUCUUCCUGGGUCCUAAAACAAGAAUAUCAAGAAGAAUAGUAGUUUUUGUAGUUGCCAUUUUUGGCCCGGUGGGCGAUCUUGGUGGUAUUUUUUUCUACAUAAAAGAAAGAUGGAGUUGUCGCAUUCCUUGCUGUACCCCUGCUUCUGUGAGAGGUAAAGGGAAAAUUUUAUUCCCCGUGUCGUUUGCUGCAAUGCUCCUUGCUACACUGGAGACGGCUCUUCAAAUUUGUAGAGCCGUUAACUGCCCCAACCUGCUCAGAGCCAACCUGAACGGUUAGUAGGUACCCAUUUUGCCGUACAUAGUAAAUAUUGUAGAUUUUGUUCCUCAAUUUAGAAUGUUGCUUUUUUGUAUUGACCGUGAAGGAAAAUCUCACAUGUAAUCAAUUUUGUAUAUAUAGUCGACGAGGAAUUUUGCGUCAAUUUAAACACUCAAAAUGUCUGGAUUUAUGUCUUGUGCUACUCGUGCGACUGUGUAUUAUGGGCGAUUUGAAUUUGCGAUAAAAAUCGAAAUGUUUUGUGGAUGGAUA
Messenger RNA from Malania oleifera, 5332 nucleotides. RefSeq names its product protein CHROMATIN REMODELING 8. Gene Ontology annotation, molecular function: ATP binding; ATP-dependent chromatin remodeler activity. Gene Ontology annotation, biological process: transcription-coupled nucleotide-excision repair. The coding region runs from base 1155 to 4844 and encodes 1229 amino acids. Gene Ontology annotation, cellular component: nucleus. The transcript is spliced from 8 exons. The record is from RefSeq and is a predicted model, not a curated record. NCBI's taxonomy places the organism in Eukaryota, Viridiplantae, Streptophyta, Magnoliopsida, Santalales, Ximeniaceae.